Messenger RNA from Gekko japonicus, 6794 nucleotides. RefSeq names its product LIM and calponin homology domains 1 (gene LIMCH1). The record is from RefSeq and is a predicted model, not a curated record. Gene Ontology annotation, biological process: regulation of focal adhesion assembly; positive regulation of stress fiber assembly. Gene Ontology annotation, molecular function: myosin II head/neck binding. NCBI's taxonomy places the organism in Eukaryota, Metazoa, Chordata, Lepidosauria, Squamata, Gekkonidae. The transcript has 35 exons. Gene Ontology annotation, cellular component: stress fiber.
CCUGCCAGGAGGGCUCCGUUAGUGGGCGCCCAGCCUCCCCGCUGCUGCUGGUGCGGCAGGGGCGCCGCUCGCCGUUUGCAAAUGGCCAGUCCCGGCUGCCCGGAGGAGCAGCGGAUGGAGGAGCCCGGCCAGACCCCGCGGGACCCCCCGCCGCCGCCGCCGGAGCCCGCUUUGGCCGAAGCUCAGAAGUGGAUCGAGCAAGCAACGGGGAAAAACUUUGGAGACAAAGAUUUUCGGUCUGGCCUAGAAAGUGGCGUUCUGUUGUGUGAGUUGCUGAACACCAUCAAACCCGGAUUGGUCAAAAAGAUCAAUAGAUUGCCUACUCCCAUUGCAGGUCUGGACAACAUUGCCUUGUUCCUACGAGGCUGCAAGGAACUGGGCCUUAAAGAAUCUCAGCUUUUUGACCCGGGAGAUCUGCAGGAUGCAACCAGCAGAACAACAGCGAAGAACCUUGAUGGUAGCAGGAAGCUGAAAAAUGUUUUAGUCACCCUGUACUGGCUGGGGAGAACGGCAAACAACAGCACCUCUUAUAGCGGAGCAACGCUGAACCUGAAGGAGUUUGAGGGCUUGCUAACCCAGAUGAGAAAGGAGACUGAGGAUGUCGAGAGCCCCAAGCGCAGCAUCCGCGACAGCGGCUAUGUAGACUGUUGGGACACAGAACGGAGCGAUUCUCUCUCCCCCCCUCGCCACGGUAGAGAUGAUUCUUUUGACAGUCUGGAUUCCUUUGGCUCUCGCUCCCAGCAGACACCGUCUCCAGAUGUGGUGCUGAGAGGAAGUAGUGAUGGGAGAGGAAGUGACUCUGAAUCUGACUUGCCACAUCGGAAGAUUCCAGACAUGAAAAAAGACGAUAUGUCUGCCAGGCGGACUUCCUAUGGUGAACCCAAAUCAGUUGUGCCUUUUAACCAAUACCUCCCCAACAAGAGUAACCAGACUGCCUAUAUACCGGCUCCUCUUAGGAAAAAGAAAGCUGAACGCGAGGAGUAUAGGAAGAGCUGGAGCACAGCUACUUCUCCUCUAGGAGGAGAGAGACCUUUCAGCAAGAGCCACCCUGAAACGAUCGAGGAAGAGCAAAGUGAAGCGCCGGCAAAAUCCGAAGAGGAGCACUUGGGCCAGGAAAAUGCUCCCGUUCAGGCAGACGCAAGCUUAAGCGCCAGAGACUCUUCACCUUCGUCUCCUGCCCAUUCUGCAAACAGAACUGCAGGGCCCAGAAAUGCUGAGAAAGAUCCCCAAGAGCUCAGGAAGUUAAGACGGCUUGAACAGGCUGGUAUUAAGGUCAUGCCAGCGGCAGAACGCUACGGCAGCAGUCAAAACCGCGUAUAUGAAACAGGUGACCCAACUCCAGACAUUAUCCUCCGCAAAGAGAACCCCUUUAUGUUGAGCUAUCAACGAAAGGAAUCUGGCUCCGAAGAUGAACGAGAGGAGAGAAUUCCUGAUCUAGAGAAGGAUGACUUUGCUAUUCGGAGAGCAAAACUAAAUCAACCCAAACGUACAUUGCCUUUUAGCCAGUAUCUACUGGGACCCUAUACAAAGAAAGAGCAAGGUAAACUGGAAGAAGGAAAGAAGCGGAAGAUGAAACAGGAACGCACAAGCGGGAACAAGGCUACAUCAAAGCCAAUGGCAUUCUAUGGAGAGAUACCGUCUGUGCAGUCUUGGGUUGAUGAGACUGGGGCAAAGGACCCAGCGAAAGAUGACAGUGGUCAAGGAGAGAAGCCGUCUGAACAGAGAACUCAGGCUAACCCCUCUCAACUAGACUUAUCAAUGCUUACAAAAGGUUCCAUGACACAAACGGACAAAGAGACAUGGGACCGGCUGAAAGUUGCAGGGAAGAACAGUGAUGACGAACUGAUGGACACUCAAGAUAGUUUUCUGUCCUCUGAGAUGGCAGCGAGAGCUGCCGGAUGUGAUGAUUUUGCAAGCCGCAAAGCGAGAACGUACAAGAAAGCCACCCGCCCCAGGCAGAGGUUUGUGCAUUUUGGGCCAGUGACAGAAAUUGACCAUCAGAAGUGGGAGAAACUUUCCAUUGCUAGUCUGGCGACUAUCACUACAUGCUCUGGGAGCCAUGUUGAGUCCAUUGGUGAUGAUGAAAUACAUGGACCACGCGUUGAUGCCAGCGAAAUCACAUGGCCCAGUAAGGAUGCAUAUACUUCAUCCAUCUCAGAUGAUUGUGCCAAUUCCCAGAAGCAAACAUCCAGCAGUUUGAACGAAUGGCACGAAAGCAGUGAUGAAGAGUUGGAUGGUAGCUUCCCAGAUAUUGAGAGAGAUGACAUGUUGGCUAGGAGACUCGGAACAUUUCAGAAGUGCGCUAGUCCCAUUCGCACACUGUGUCCUCCCAUUUCAGUAGCUGGUUGUCAUUCAUUGAAACAGCAUGGGCACACUGCUCUUUGGAAGAGUUCCCACAAGCCAGGAAGAAGUUCCCCGUUGACUUGCGUAACACAACCUUUUCAUGGAGCACCUUCACCCGGAUCUGUAAGUGCCUCUGUGAUAUAUGAAGAUGGCCACGGGAAAUCAAAAGUUCAUGACGAACGCGAGAAUGAUCCAAGAGGUGACAAAAUGGGGAUUAGAAAUCCUGGGAAAGAUGACAUGAUGGUGAGAAGAACCGUAGCUUUUUCCAAGCAAACUGAGCCAGAUGUUAGACGAUUCCUUCCGGUUCCUUUCUCAAAGCAGCAGAACGGUGAGGAGACCACCAAGCAGCUUGUAAAGACUGAACAGAAAGUGAAGAGCAUUGUUAUGACCGACACAGUAGGGACGGAAGUGUAUCCAGAGAUUUGUGCAGAAGGCCCUCAAAGGGUUGCGUUGCAAUCGGAAGACACCCCGGAGCAAGUCAGACAGAGUCCCCCUAGUAUAAUACGAGAAGAUGUACCUUCUCCUGCUUCUAAGGACACGCUUGAUCCCAAACUGGUCCAGACAGGACAUUUGUCUUCUGAGACACAGGAAGCUCUUGGGGAAAAAUCCAAAGAACCUACUUCACUCAAAGAUGAGAAGACUCAAAUAUUCGGCUCCAGAACUCCUGUGUCUGAUGACGCAGAGAGCGUGAGCAUGUUCGAUAUGAGAUGCACAGACGAGGCUGCAGUCAUGCAGCCGCACAGCAAAGCUCGCCACGAGAAGCUGCAGACCAUUCACCACCAGCUGAAGGAAGAUGAGGAUCGAUGGCAAGACGACUUAGCCAGGUGGAAGAGUCGUCGGAGAAGCGCAUCGCAGGAUUUGUUGAAGAAAGAAGCCGAGAGGAAGAAGAUGGAACGGCUACUAAGCACAGGCGAUGUGACCAGUGAGCGAAGGAAAAGCAUCAAGACUUACAAAGAGAUUGUGGAAGAGAAAGAGAGGCGAGAGAGAGAGCUGCAUGAGGCCUACAAGAACGCCAGGUCGCACGAAGAGGCGGAGAGCAUCCUCCAACAAUACAUCGAGAGGUUCACCAUUAGCGAAGCUGUGCUUGAACGCCUGGAGAUGCCAAAAAUUCUGGAGAGAAGCCAUUCAGCCCAGCCAAACUCAACAUCCCCGCCUAAGGACCCGAACCCUCUGCGAUACUUACGGCAACAGUCGCUCCCCACCCCCAAAUACACUGCCAAGAUAGAGGCAACCAUCGUCCCCACCAGCGAAUUGGAAGCCAGCGUUUCAUCGGGCCGCACCUCUCCGAGCAAACCUGUUGUCUACAAGGCCGUGCCUAUGCUGACGCCCAAGCCUUACUCACAGCCGAAAAACACACCGCAGGUUUUGAAAAGCUUUAAGAUAGACGGAAAAGUCAGCAUGAACGGAGACACCUUCAACGGAGUGGAAGAGGAGAAAGAGAAAGAGCACACCACACUAAUAUUUGCCCCUUCCCCAAGUCGAUCGCCAAAGUCUGACCGUGUGAUGGAAGUGGAUGGCGCUUUGGAGGUGAAGCCGGACUCUUCUACCACUGAGCUCAUUCUAAAGAGGCUCCUUGAGCACAGCCAGCUCAGAGAGCAAACCGGUUCCCUGUUCGAAGAAGCUAAACAAACCAGCCAAAAUGACGAAGUGGAUUCAGAAGGAACAUCUCCAGUGGUAUUAACUUCAGCCUGUAAAGAUUUCAGCACAGCAAUUUCCCGUGCCAGCCCUACAGUGACCACUGUGGAAUUCUCCUCCCUCAGUAAUCAUUCCAAGGAAAUGGGUUCAAAUGAUGAACUGAAAAAACUGGAGGCAGCAAAAAAAAAGGAUGCAGAAGCACCAGUUGUUCAGAAGGUAGUGCCCUUGGAAGCUCCUGAACAAGAUGGGAGCAUCCCGUAUCAGUCUCUGAACACGACAUCUGAGACAAGCCAGGUUGCUUUGCAGAAUUCUAUCCUGGAAGCCAACACUGAAAGCAACGAGAAAUCAAGCCGUUUUGGUUGCUGGUCUUGAGAUCCUGAGGAAGAGCGGAAGCGACAACAGCGAUGGCAGCAUGAACAGGAACGCUUGCUUCAGGAAAGGUAUCAGAAAGAGCAGGACAAGCUGAAAGAAGAAUGGGAAAGAGCCCAAAAAGAAGUUGAAGAGGAGGAGCGCAGAUACUAUGAGGAGGAACGCAGGAUCAUUGAGGACACUGUGGUUCCAUUCAUGGUCACGUCAAACUCCACAGAUCCCUUGUCAACGUCUUCGUCUCUGACUGAUGGAAAUGGGGCUAUGAACAUACUAGAUGCAAGCAACUCCGAAGAGAUAAAUAAGCAAAAAGAAGAAAAAAUAUUGAAGAAAGUGUUUUGUGAACAGGAAAAGAACAAGGAGCAUGAACCAUGGAAGGAAAACAUAAGCAGCGUAAAUAAAGUAGGACAUCUAGAAGAAAGUAAUCAGAGAGGAAAUGAGACAGAUAAUCCGACAUCCAUGCCAGAAUGCAAACCUCCAACCAGAAUGACUUUGCCAUUAUGUCAGGAAGUGCCAUGGACUCAACAGUUAUUAACUAAACAGAGCCCACAUGCCUCAGACACAAGACAGAAGACCUCACCCUUGGAGAAUAAUUUAGGCCUGCCAGCCAAUUCCACAAAAGAAACUAGGAGGGCAGGCUGCCAAGAGAGCGUCGGGACUGGGCCACAAUCGCCAAGUUCUCUAACAGUACAAAGCCAGUCACCCAACAGGUCUAUCAGUGGAAGAAAGCUCUGUUCUAGCUGUGGACAAGUUCUGGGGAAAGGAGCGGCCAUGAUUAUCGAAACCCUUGGUCUUUAUUUCCAUAUUCAGUGCUUCAGGUGUGGAAUUUGCAAGGGUCAGCUUGGAGACGCAGCCAGCGGCACAGAUGUCCGGAUUAGAAAUGGUCUUCUCAAUUGCAACGAUUGUUACAUCAGAUCCAGAACCGCCGGUCAGCCGACGACUUUGUGACGGGCAUCUCUUGUCUUGCUUACAAAAGUAUUCUGCAAGAAGGAAGGUCACGCCGGCGUUCCCGCGGCUGCAUCUGGACAAUCAACUCGUAAGAGCUUCUGCCCACAGACUUCACGGCUCUCGUCUCAUCUUGAAAGGCUGGCAUAAAAGAUUACAUCAGCUCCUUUCCAAUGCAAUACCUGUUCUCCUUCCUUAAUUCACUUUCAUUAUGUGUAUGAGUUGCGUCUCUGGACACUUAGCUCCCUUUCUUCCCAGGAGAGCGCACUCCAUAUUGUCAGUGAUGCGUGGUUUCAGAGUCCGCUCUUCUUCUGGUGGGGGGGGGGUGGCAAGUAACAAGGAAACAAAGAUGCAAUAAAUCUGCUCUGUUUUAAUACAACUAGGAACUGGGGGGGUUAAGUUUACAUAGCCUUUGUAGGUGUUCUGUAAUAUGCCAACAUAUUAAUUUAAUUAGGUGCAUUUGGAGGGGGGGAGGUGAAAUUAAGCAUCACAGAAAGUGACUUUUCUGUUUAUAAUUAAAGCGGUAACUUGUGUUUUUUUUAUAUACAAAGACACUACUUUGAUAAAACAUACUGUAAUUCUCCGACGUUUUACUAUAUUACCUUCAGUGGAGGGUAGGAAUUCUAUGAAUAAAUUAUUGCUUUAAUCAAGCAAUUUGUGUGUGCAUAAGAUAAAUGUUCCUAAUGAUAACAAAAAUAUUUUUUUUCUCUAAUGAAGGUAUAGCCACUAAACUUAUAUAAUAAUACUUGCAUUCAUCAGUUGCAAAAAUACCUGACUGAGUAAGGCCAGGAAUAGCCAGUUGGCAGCCCGUGAGGCAGAUCCGUUCCUGGAGGCCAAGCACAUGUCUUUUGGCAGCCCUCUCCCGUCUCAAUCAAGAGUGGUGAAAGAUUUGUCCAGAGAUUCACUGAUAGCACAAUAUCUGUCCUUUGGAGUUUGUGUAGGAUGGCCCAGUAUACUUGAGGACACAUGCAUUGCAACAGUGAAACCUUUCCCACUAGGCAGCAUAGAUGGGAGUUAAAUAAUGUGGCAUCCGACUCUCAGCAGUUGUGAGGGGAUCAACAUAAACUUCCGGCGUGUGUCCAUCAGCUGGAAAAAUAGAAUUGCCAGAGAAUUAAGGAGUUGGCAGUCCCUGAGAUAAUGAAUAGGAAAUCCUUCUUAGCAUCAGUACUGUAAAACUACAUAAUGCAAAUACUCCUCACAGCGUGCACAGGGCAAAACCACAAGCCAGGGCUGCCCACUGGCAACGAUGGGGAAAGACCCAUGCAUAUAACUGCACAUGGAAAGACCCAUGUGUAUCUGAGCUUUCCUCAGCAUUAAAGGGAACAGGGGAGAUACUCUGCACACAUGGGAAUCCUGUGGAGCUGUGGGAGUUUGCACUUUCACUCUGUAGAGAGGUGAAAUAAAUGUUUGAGACUUUAGUUGACUGGUACAACCAAGGGACUACUGGUUUAUUUCUUUUCUGUUCUCAGAAAUACCGCUACAUGUGAGAAUGCUUGCAUUUUUUU